Moneuplotes crassus is the source of this 999-nucleotide messenger RNA. NCBI's taxonomy places the organism in Eukaryota, Ciliophora, Spirotrichea, Euplotida, Euplotidae. The record is from the annotation of a GenBank genome assembly.
AUGUGGAGCUCUUCAGUAAGCCAAGCUUUUGACAAUGAUCCGACUUUAAAGGACAUUCUUGCAUCGACCUACACAAGUUCAAGGAGAAGAAAUUAUGCCAUCAUUAAUGGAGCUGAUAAAUCUUUGCUUCCUCUCUUAGAAGAACUUGUUCAACAGAGUCUCAAUCUUCUUCUUAUUGGGAAUGAUGAGCCGACUCUUGAGUAUCUUAAAGAUGAAUUAAAGGAUAUUCUUGAAGAAAAAGAACUUAACUUGACCACUGAAUAUAUCAUCGUGAAGCAAGAUGAGUGGAUUAAUAAGGAUACUGUAAAGGCUAUUGAUGAAACUAUCAAUGCCCUCGACUUCCCUUGCUUACUGAUUAAUAACUACAGAUUUUAUAAUGAGAAUUUUAUCACUCCAAGCACUAGCUCAUUUAUGCCAAUUGGAAUGAGUUCUCCUUCUUUAAUGGUGUAUCAAUCGAUGAUGAAGAAUUACCCUUUGACUUGAUUGACAGAGAUAUUAGGAAAAUCUUUCUACGCAGUUGAGAAAUCAAGAGGAGUUGAUCUUGAAGAUACCACAGACCCCAUGAAAUAUGAAGCAUUAGACUCUUUAGUUCUCAAAAAGACUAAAUCUGGACAAAAGAGAGCUAUGAAAAAGUGGGCUCUCCUCAACAUCAAAGAGCCUAUUAAAGAAAUGGAGGAUUUAAACAAAAGAACAGAGAGUGAGCAACAAUUCCUCAAUGAACAUCCUGAGCACAUGCUUAACGAGAAGGAAGAAGAUGAAAAGGAGCCUGAGGAUAAGGAAGAAGAAAACAAAGAAGGAGACUUCUGGCAAAUGAUCGAAGAAUACACUGUUCAAGAGCCAAAAAUUUGGGAUUGCUACCAACUAUUUUGCAAGCUUAUUAACUACAAGUAUAACCCAUACGACGAUCAAGAGUUAGAAGAGUACUUAGCAAUGCAAGAGGUAAAUGACCAGAUGAAAGCAGAAGCAACAGCAGGAUCAAGUUGGCCAUUUGGAAAGUAA